CAAUACAAAGUAAGGAUAAAAAUCCUCUCAAAAUAGAAAAAAUAAAAUAAACACUAGUGUGUGUGUGUGUGUGGAAAAGAUACACACAAGAAAAUGGGAAGAGCUCCAUGUUGUGAUAAAGCAAAUGUAAAAAGAGGUCCAUGGUCUCCUGAAGAAGAUGCUAAACUUAAAGAUUUUAUUCACAAAUUUGGUACUGCUGGAAAUUGGAUCGCACUUCCUCAAAAAGCUGGACUAAGGAGAUGUGGAAAGAGUUGUAGAUUGAGAUGGCUAAAUUAUUUAAGGCCAAAUAUAAAGCAUGGUGAUUUUUCUGAUGAAGAAGAUAGAGUUAUUUGCAACUUGUAUGCUAACAUUGGAAGCAGGUGGUCAAUUAUAGCAGCUCAAUUACCAGGAAGAACAGACAAUGAUAUCAAGAAUUACUGGAAUACAAAGCUCAAGAAAAAGCUCAUGGGAUUAAUAAUCCCUAAUAAUAAUACUUCUUAUAAUUAUCAAAAAAAAUUACCAUAUUUUCCAUCUACUACUACUACUACAACCUCUCUUCAUCAAGCCCAACAAAAUCUUGGGCCUUUUAUUACAGGCCCAGAACAGCCCAUUAUUAUUCCAUCAGCCCAACAAAAUAUUUUGUACACCAAUAAUAACAACAACAACAACAAUAUGAUGAUGAUGACCAAUAAUAACUUUCCAAAUUUUGGUGCUACAAAUUAUAAUUUGCAAAAUUAUCCACAAUUUGGAGAAGUUACAAGUUCUUCAUCAGAUGGAAGUUAUUGCAGCCAGAUGAGUUUUGGUUCUAAUAAUAAAGACAAUAUUAAUAUUAAAAGAGAAGAAGUUAUGAGUUUUGGCCAUCAUGAUGUUGCUGUUUUUGAAGAAAUUAAUAACCAACAAUUUAAUUUUGGUUAUUUUGGAAAUACUAUGGAGCAACUUGCUACAAGUUGUUGUACCAAUGGUAACAGUGGUAGUACCACUAGUAGUAACAAUUUGUUGUUGUACAAUAAUGAUGAGAAUUGUAACAAGUCAAAUGAUAUAGGGAUAUUUUAUUAUUGAAAUCACUAGUAAUUAAAUGACUUGUUGGGAAAAAAAAUGUAAGUACAAUUGUGGAAGAUUUGAUAGUGUUGUGGAGGGUAUGGGGUUAUUGCCAAGUAGAUUUUGUACUUUUGGGGGGGAGUUUUGUGUAGCUACUUAUGUUGUAAUUGAAUGAAGAAAAAAAAAGGUUCUUGAUUUCAUUUCAUCUUCAGUGUUCGUCAUGAGGUUGAUUAAUUUAAA
Messenger RNA from Solanum dulcamara, 1257 nucleotides. RefSeq names its product transcription factor RAX2-like. The record is from RefSeq and is a predicted model, not a curated record. The coding region runs from base 94 to 1038 and encodes 314 amino acids. The transcript has 3 exons. Lineage: Eukaryota; Viridiplantae; Streptophyta; Magnoliopsida; Solanales; Solanaceae.